CAAAAUUUCAGUGUUUUUUUUUUUGGAAUUUUCGAAAAUAUAAACCCUAAUGCAGUCUGAGUUGAGACUAUUUCUCCCGAUUCACGACCUGCGGCCCUAUCUAUAUAGAAUCCGGAGGUAAAGGAUACAUCUAACACAACUAAAUUUGCAGUUAAUACAAGUAUGGCAGCAGAUCGAAAGGACUCAAAGGAGGAUGUCGAGGCAUACAAAGCAAUGGUGGUACAACGGGAGGCAGAGGUUCGCGUAUUAUUUCCGCCCAGAUUCGAUUUUUCCAAGGUGUGUUCCUGCAACGAAUGUUCUGCGAAAAUAAAGGUUCUCAAGGAAUUUGAGGCAAAUCUGCGGUCUAGAGAUGCAUUAGUCCAAGAUCUUGUAGACAAAGUGGCUCGAGAUCAGGAUACUAUUGUGCACGUCUUUACUGCCGUUGAGAGGAUGGUAUGGUUGUGGGAUAUUCUUAAUGGUAACCUUCAAGGACUAGACGAGAAGACAGGAGGAGGCAUAUUGGAGAUUAAAAGAAGUAAAUCUGAAGAUGAUAUGAGGAAGAUGUAUUCUGAAUUUGCUGCAAAGCUAAUGGAUUAUGAACUCCUAUCUGAACCUGAAUUUAUAGAUGCAAGAAAUCCUGGUGCAGAGUAUGCUGAUACUCAUUCUCUCAAACUUGAGAUGGAAGCUGCUCUUCAUUUUAUUAACAAAUCCAAAUCUAAGGGUGUCGUGCACAACAUCUUACACAAGAUUGAAGCCAUCGAACAAAAUCAUGAACGAGAGCAGCGAAAUGCUGAAGAACAAGAAAGACCGUUUGAUAUUUCAAUAUCCAAGAUGCACAUUGUCAACCAAAUUAAUUGUUUAGAGGAGUUGCCUGUUGGCGAGAUACAUCGAGAAUGUCAAGAGGUUUUGCAAAGUCUUGAUCCCAAGCUUGUGAACUCGAUCUAUGGAGCGCAUGACAAGAUCGAUAAAACUUACAAGAAAAUGAUUGGUAUCAGAAGACAGUUUUGGAAACGAUAUGAAAGGACUGUUUCCCUCGCAAGCAACAAAGACCAGGAGAAACACAGCUGGAGUGGAUUGGAGAAAACACUAUUUUCAUUAGGCCAGCAGGCUGAACGCUUUAACAAGUGGUGGAAGACAUUUGAGCAACACGUCACUCUAUGUCAAGGAUCAGACCCUAAAAGUUUAAAGACAAGCCCUCCUUAAUUUGUCUGUUAAAGAACGAAUUCCAAACCAUAACAAAGAAAGCAGGCAACAUGGAAUUUACUCAUAUGAACUAUACACUCUUUGAAUAAAUUCCACUUUUGAUUCCACAAGUGUUGCACCAAUUUCACAUUUGGUUCACGUCUUUGACCAUUUUUGGUGCAUGACUAUUGUUUUUUGCUCAUAUAUGAUCUUUGCGUCAAUGUUUGCGGUGAUUAAAAUCGUUUCACUACAA
This is a messenger RNA of Cuscuta epithymum, 1414 nucleotides long. Lineage: Eukaryota; Viridiplantae; Streptophyta; Magnoliopsida; Solanales; Convolvulaceae. The record is from the annotation of a GenBank genome assembly.